Talaromyces rugulosus is the source of this 990-nucleotide messenger RNA. RefSeq lists its product as uncharacterized. Gene Ontology annotation, molecular function: protein binding. The transcript has a single exon. Gene Ontology annotation, cellular component: endoplasmic reticulum; Dsc E3 ubiquitin ligase complex. The record is from RefSeq and is a predicted model, not a curated record. The coding region runs from base 1 to 990 and encodes 329 amino acids. NCBI's taxonomy places the organism in Eukaryota, Fungi, Ascomycota, Eurotiomycetes, Eurotiales, Trichocomaceae. Gene Ontology annotation, biological process: protein processing.
AUGGACGCCUCUACACAUUCCCCAGAGUCUCUUGAUACAGAUCCAGACCUGUAUCUGACCGUCCGUUUCUCCGCCUCCAUCCCCGACGUCCAACUCGAAAUCGCCAGCCCAUCCACCACCACAGCCGCGGGCCUCAAACAGCUGAUCAGACAGAAGCUACCUCGAGAUUUGUCGAAUCAUAGGCUUCGGCUCAUAUACUCUGGCAGGGGUCUCGAAGAUGCCGUUUCGCUGACAACGUCCCUGAAACUGUCCCCAUCGCCACGAACGGGCACGCCGUUAUCUGCGAGAAUCGACAUCCCCGAGACGGCAGGCGAGGAUGCUUCAAAAGGAAAGGGCAAGGAGGUUGUGCGAAAUGCCUCGCUACUUAAUACACCGCGUCUCUACGUGCACUGCUCUAUCGGCGAUAUCAUUCUGUCGCCAUCCGAUCUUGCUACAGAAGCGGCCUUAGCAUCAACCCUAACCCAAGAUGGCGGCGAUUCUACCGCAGAGAGCAGCAGCAGCACAGGCGGCCAGAAACUGCAACCAAAUGAAGAACGGGCGGCGACGAUAACCCCAGCUCCGCGAGGGUUUGAUCGGUUGCUAGCCGCGGGCUUUACUCCCAGUGAAGUGUCGGCUUUGAGAUCGCAGUUCCUCGCUUUGCAGUCUGUGUCUCAUACCCCGGAUACCAUGCCAUCAGGCUCAGAACUACGCGAAUUAGAGGAUCGGUGGAUGGACGAAGGGUCGGGUGCAAUGGGCGCUGGCGCUCUGGGUGGAGGAGGCACGACGUUUGGUGGCGGAGGCGGUGAUGAUGAGGGCGGUGGCCUUGGGACGGGGUCCCAUGGUGCCUUGGACGAUAUGCUCUGGGGUGCAGUCAUGGGGUUCUUCUGGCCGAUUGGAUGCGCAAUGUGGCUGCGGCGCGAGGAAGGUGUUUGGAGUUGGCGAAAGGGUCUGGCGGUGUUUGUUGGAGUGGUGGUUAAUAUUGGCUUUGGGGCUGCGAGGGUGAUGAAUUGA